UUAAACACACAGAGAGAGAGAGAGUGUGUGUGUGUGUGUGUGUGUGUUUAUGAGCGAGUGAGAUCUAUGAGAGCUGCACUUUCACAUCCAUGUGUCUGCCGUCCGCAGCUCAGCGCUGAAGAACCGAUCCGAUCGAACAAUCAGAGCGGCAGGAGGGAUCUGACUGUGUGAGAUGGAGGAAAAGACAAAACAGAAGGAAACACAGCAAAAAGACAGCAGUGACGACAAAACCCCACCUAAACAGCGUCUGACCAUCUGUCUGAUCAGCGCCGCUUUCUUCGGAUCUGUAGGAUCGUCCUUCUUGUAUGGAUAUAACCUGUCUGUGGUCAACGCUCCGGCCAGCUACAUAAAGACCUUCUUCAAUAAGACGUGGAUCGAUCGCUAUAAUGAGCCCAUUGGAGACGGGACGGUCACUCUGCUCUGGUCCAUCACUGUGUCCAUCUUUGCCAUCGGUGGUCUGGUGGGGGCGCUGACGGUCUCCUUCCUCAUCAAAGCCUUGGGCAGGAAAGGAACCCUUCUGGCCAAUAACGCUCUGGCUCUGAUCGCUGCGCUCCUAUUGGCUCUGGGGGAGAAGGCCGGAUCCUUUGAGAUGCUCAUCAUUGGUCGGUUUAUCAUCGGCAUGGAUUCAGGUGUGUCUCUGAGCGUGCUGCCCAUGUAUCUGGGGGAGAUCUCUCCUCGGCAGGUGCGCGGCUCCAUCGGUCAGUUUCACGCCAUCUUCAUCUGUCUGGGUGUUUUCAUCGGGCAGGUUCUGGGGCUGCCGGAGAUCUUUGGACACGAAAGCAGAUGGAACUUCCUGUUUGGUUUCUUGGCACUUCCUGCCCUGCUGCAGCUGUGUGUCCUGCCGUUUCUGCCCGAGAGUCCCAGGUUCCUGCUGAUGGAGCGCCGGGACGAGGCGGGAGCGGAGAAAGCGUUCCAGGCGUUCCUGGGCCGGUCAGAUGUGUCUCGUGAGAUGGAGGAGGUUCACGCUGAGAGUCGAGCUCAGAACACUCAGCGGACAGCGUCUGUGCUCGAUCUGUUCAGGAAGCGUUCGCUCCGCUGGCAGCUGAUCACCGUGAUCGUGGUUAUGAGCUGCUAUCAGCUCUGUGGACUCAACGCUAUCUGGUACUACACAAACGGGAUCCUCCAGGAGGCAGGUUUCCAGCAGACUGUGAUCCCGUACAUCACGCUCAGCACCGGAGGCAUCGAGACGCUGGCCGCCGUCGUGUCGGGGUUAGUGAUUGAGAAAGUCGGUCGCAGGCCGCUACUGAUCUUUGGCUUUUCAGCGAUGGCUGUUUUCUUCAGUCUCCUCACAGUUUUCCUGCAUUAUCAGGACAGGUUCUCCUGGAUGCCGUAUCUCAGCUUCAUCUCCAUUCUGCUUCUGAUCGCUUCCUUCUGCUCCGGUCCAGGUGGUGUGCCGUUCGUCUUGACAGGGGAGCUGUUUGAACAGUCGUAUCGUCCGGCCGCGUUCAUGAUCGCAGGAACUGUCAACUGGCUCUCAAACUUCGCUGUGGGACUCCUGUUCCCCUUCAUACAGGAGGCGCUGCAGACGUUUGCGUUCCUGCUGUUUGUGGUGGUUUGCGUGGCUGGAGCCGUUUAUCUGCUGGUGGUUCUCCCUGAGACCAAGAACAAGACGUUCGUGGAGAUCAGCCGGAGCUUCUCGAAGAUCAACGGCGUGCCGGAGCAGAGCGAGGAGCGAGAGAUGAAGGACGCUCUGGGCACUAACGGACUCAGGUGUGGAGACGUGGAGAUGGAGAGCUGCUUCUGAACCAGGCAGGAGUGUGUGUGAUGACGUGUGACUGACGCUUCUUUCCUGAAGUGAAGAUCAGCUCUUCAUCUUGAACCUCAGGGCUUAGAAAUAAACCCACAGAGCCACCAUCACAUAAACUUCCAGUACACAUACCAAAACAUAUAUAGGAAAAAUUACACACACACACACACACACACACUAUAUAUAUUCUUUUUUAUUUGUAUAAUAUUUUACCCUGGAGCACAGAAGCAGUCCUCAGCAGAACGGCUGUUUUUGUAGAAAUAGACAACAAUACACUGUACGGGUCAAAACCUUUCCUUCAUGCCAAAAAUCAUUAGGAUUUUAAGAAAGAUCAUGUUCCUUGAAGACAUUUUGUAGAUUUCCUGUCAUAAAUAUAUCAAAACUUCACUUUUUUUGCUCCGUCAGAGUCCAGAUUUUCAAAUAGUGGUCAAAUAUUGUCGUGUCCUAACAAACCAGACGUCACCAGAAAGACCAUCAUCUGUCAGAUUAAUAAAUCUGUGUCAAAACAUGACCUUUAUGACUGUUUUUGUGGAUCAGGGUCACAUAUAUUUUUUGUUGCUCUGCCUCUACAGGCAGAUAUUUUUCUUGUUUUCCAUCAUAAACUUACUUGAUGAAUUUUUAUUUUUUUUAUUAUCUUCAGUUUUCAUUCAAUACAUUUCACUCCAGAUGUUUCGAGUCAAAGCGGCUGUUGAAGAAGAGAGUAAGAAAAAGUCAUUUCUCCAGUUAAAGUCAGUUUAUUGAUGACUGAAUGAAUGCCUGGAUUCAGCCUCAGUUUUACCUCUGUAUUAAUUACAAGUGAAUCUUUUACACUUUUGAGUAAAGUCUUUGACGACUCAAACUCCUC
Puntigrus tetrazona (Sumatra barb) is the source of this 2591-nucleotide messenger RNA. It is a transcript of the gene slc2a9l2, whose product is annotated as solute carrier family 2 member 9, like 2. Gene Ontology annotation, cellular component: membrane. The record is from RefSeq and is a predicted model, not a curated record. The transcript is spliced from 13 exons. Gene Ontology annotation, molecular function: hexose transmembrane transporter activity. Bases 173 to 1744 code for a protein of 523 amino acids. Gene Ontology annotation, biological process: monosaccharide transmembrane transport. NCBI's taxonomy places the organism in Eukaryota, Metazoa, Chordata, Actinopteri, Cypriniformes, Cyprinidae.